ACUUUGUGUGUGUUCAUGCAGGCCGAUCCUCAAGAGCUAAAAGACAAAACAGAUCGAUCAAGAGAGAGAGAGGCUUUGAAGCUAAGCUUCUCAGCUUUAAUGGAGAAAAGCAAGUCGGUUCCUGAGUCAUCAUGCUCUUACGCAGAGUUCAAUGGGUUCGGAGAGAGAUCCAACUCUUACAGCUUCAAUGGACCGAGCCACAAAGGAAAUGGCUUUUACACUUCCAAUGAUGCAGAGUUCAAGAGGAAGAAGAGGAUCAAAGCUUAUAAUGGUUUCACUGUGGAGGGCAAGCUUAAAUCCAGCGUCAGAAACAGCUUCAAGUGGAUCAAGAACAAGUUCACCGAUACGGCUACUAAUUAUUAGCUUCACAUCCUUAUUUAAUACCUGAUUAGGUAAAGUUUGUCUUAGCUGCUAAACAUAAUUAGCUGUCAGAGUUUUCAAUAAAAAUCUUGCGAGGUAAUCUUGAAACUGUAAAAAAA
Neltuma alba is the source of this 479-nucleotide messenger RNA. RefSeq lists its product as uncharacterized. The coding region runs from base 16 to 363 and encodes 115 amino acids. Lineage: Eukaryota; Viridiplantae; Streptophyta; Magnoliopsida; Fabales; Fabaceae. The record is from RefSeq and is a predicted model, not a curated record. The transcript has a single exon.